CGGACGAGACUGCAGCACUCGUGGUUACAGGACCAAGAUCCUCUACCUCGUCACUAUGAUAUGACAGACGCAUUCAUCUUGGCAUUACUGUCGUGCUGAUGUCGACGGACUGCGAAACGGUUAGCCAUCCAGUCUACCACCCAGAAAACAUAAUCAAAAUCCACUCACACGAAUGCCUUUGAGGAAGGAGAAUUCUCUCAUCCUCAUUUACACCCCUAUGUUUCGUUAGCCGGGCGACGUCUAGCAGCAUCAUGUUCGAGGUCCCAGAUUCGAAAAGGGUCAAAAGAUCGGACCUUUUCCGAGACGACGAUGCCUCGCCAGUCUCUCGGGGGUCGACCAGGUCUAUAUCGCCGGCAAGGCCCCUCGGCAGCGAGGGAGAGAGCAUUGUGAAGCCAAGCUAUGGAUUCGAAUACGACUUUGUGGCACCAAACCCAUCGGCGCCCAAACCGACUUUGGCAUCAAGCCAAUCUCAACCAGUCGUCACCUCACAGGAAGAAGAUGAAGAUCAAGAAUUCCAGUUCCGCCUAUUCACAUCGAACCCGAAGUCUGCCGUCCAGCCCUCCAAACCCGAUGCGCCUUUCGCAGACCCGAAGAUCAGGCUCUCGCGGACCCCAGAGCCCGCCGAGCUCGCCGACUCAUUGUCCUUGGAAAAAGCACACUUCCUUCGUCCUAAUCGUCCCGACUCGUACUAUUUCACCUCCGCAGUCCCAGAGGAGACUAUUGCAUCAUUAAGAUCACAGUAUGCAGAUGUUGCGUUGUCAACAGCCGACGUUGUCUCUAGAGCCAAGUCAACCAAAUGGCCCGGGUCUGCGCUUCCUUGGCGUCUGAUUCACGUUCAACUACUUGGAAAUGGUCAUCGGCUUAAGAAAUUGGCCCAAGCAGCCAUGUCCACUACGAAUACCAGAGACACCAGUUCCCAACAGCUCAAGCCCAACUCAAAGAGACCUUCGAAGAAACGCCGCAUCCUCCUCCGUCGGCGCCUAGCCCUGCGGCAAGAACUCGCCGCGCAGGUAAGGGCAACGGAGGAGACAGAGCGAGAGAAGCGUACGCGGCGGAACCGUGAAAAGAAAGUGAAGCGGAAGGAAAGGGAAAAGAAGAAGAAAUUGGAAGCGCCGGAGGGCAAAGGGGGCCCUGCCGGUGCUGAGGAAGGAAAAGGCGAAGAGAGAGGCGAAGGAGGAGAAGCCGUUCUCACCCAGGAACGAAAUCUUGGGACGGAAGAGGAUAUGAAGGCGCACAGUAUCCAGGGAGGGGAGAUCCGAUCGGAAGGGGACUCGGCAACCCAAGCACCAGAUCUGACUUUUACCACCAACAGUGCUACCGUUGCGGUACUGUCGACAAACGCAUCUAAAUCCUCAGCGCCGACACGAAGAGCUCCCACAUCCAAGGCACCAACCGCGGUCGCAGCGUUGGCCGCCACAGGGAACAUGAGAGCCCCGAAAUCAAUACAUUCCACGCGGCCACGACCUUAGCCUGCUACGAGGCUGGCGCGAUGGUUACAGACGGCCUACAAUACAGCAAUGGAAUUGAUGCAGUCGAAUCUUCAACAAAGACCAGCCCGUCGCUCAUUUGGCAGGCGCUGCAGCAAAAAUCACCCAAUGACGACCCGACCAACACCUUCCUUCCGAUAUAAACUAUCCCUCCAUUCGUAGAGCCAUUCCUGGUCCAUCAUGAUGAUCAUAUCUAUGGUACACUCAAUUCACCUCCGCAUGUCGGCAUUCAGAAGCGUGGCGAAGACUUCAGCCGCAACGCUCCUGCCCCCAAUGCCUGCUGCAUAUAGCAAGCCGUCCCACCCAAGGUCAAAUUCACAAUUGGCACCUCCCAGGCCACCGUAUCUGCCUCGCUGUCUCGAAAAAGUCCAUAGUGAUAUGCCUCAAUGGCAGAUCUGUCCCCGCAGUGAGAACCAUGAGCGUGAGUGUCCCGCUCGAGGCGUCCUUUCUCCAAAGGCCCAUCGGGAUUUGAGACUGAGCAUCCCCACUGGCAGAUCUCGCAAGGUACUCAUCAACGUCCCUGACAAGCUUCUGGAAGAUUCCUGGUCUAUUCUCAAGCUUGGGCAUUGUCACACUGAAGCCGUCUGCGACCUGCUGUGCCUUGUGCAGGAGCCAUCGCGUGUAUUGCUCCGCAGUGUUGUACUUGGAGAGGAUCCAUUGGACCUCACGUCUCGAUUCGUCAAGUAUGGCCAGGGUCUCCCUCUUGUUGGGCACAUCACUCGCUGUCACUCGCUGAGUACACGCAGCGACCCUGUCAUAUUCGACCUCAAGUUUCACUACGGCUUUGAUUCUUCUGAUAUCUGGCGGGUCAUUGCCUAUGUCAGGCGGCGGGGCGGCCUGCGGGUCUGGGAGAUUGAACACCAUGCCCUCAACGAACAGCGAGGCAAGUUCAUCACUAGCCAACGCCUUUCGACAUUGGCGAGCAAUCUGCAAUGCGCUCAACAGAUGCAUCAUGGCGCUCUGGAAGUUGCAGGACAUGAGAUCCAGAGACCAGAACGUGUAUGCUGUCAGCACCACUUCGAUAAGUGGUCGGGUACUGGUCGCCAGCUCGCGUAUGGCUCGGGUGGCGUAUUGAAGUACCAUGGCCAUUGUCUUUUGAUAGGCUGCUUGGGCGUAUUUUCGCUGCACGGCCUGAACAAGUGUGCCGCAUGCGAUCAUGGCGUCUCGAAGCGCCAUAGAAUGGUAUGCUAUUUGCGGAAUGACAAGGCGGUAUAUGUCUGGGUCGGGAUCGGCGUUACCAGGAAACCUCGCACGAGGCUCGACGUAUCGGACAAGGAAGGUGACCCAGCUCUGAAACGCGUCGCACUCAUGCUGGGACCUGUAUAACUUGGGACCCGCCCACGAAGACACGGCUGGAGAAUGACUCCCUCGCGCAGACACCGCGGAUUUGUCUUGUCCAUCCUCGCCCGAUGCGUCACCUUCGCCAUCCAGGAAACUUGUGAAUUCCACCAAUGUUGAAGGUGGUGGCGGCCUGGCAGCUGGAUUCCCGGAGCGGGAGUUGAAGUUGCGGGUGGCGUCGAGCUUUGAUUCAAAGAACCACGUCUCGGGCACUUUGUAGGAACACUCCAACCGGGACACGACGCACCGGCGACACGAAGGCUUCUCCUCGCCGCACUUGAUGCGACGGGUCUUGCAGUUCACACACCCGGUCCGCGUUUUCGGGGCGAAUCGCUUGCGUCUCGCCUGGCCUUUUUCACCGUCGAUGAGCACCGGCAUGCCGUGUUCAUGGGGGUUGGUUUGUUGGAUGGCGAAUUCGUGUGCCGGGCUGCGGCGGGGGGUGGUUCUGCAAUGGGAAUCAGUCCAUCAAGUCAGCAAACAAGAGCAGUCUCAACGAUUCAACUCGCUGGGAGGCAAGCCUCGCAAGAGAAAGAAGAGGGAGGUUCCGCCAACCUACCAGGUAUCGGGUGAUGUGCCGGCGAUGCACUUGAGCCUUCCGUUAUACGAUAUAAGAAAGAGGGAAUCUGAUGCUCGCUCGUUCCUUUCCGUGAGUUUUCCUCUCCUCUCUGUUCUCACCCGCUCUUCUGGUUUUCUGUUUGAAUGCUUCAUGUACGGAGUAGAUGGCCAAACACCAGGCAUUUAAUAUCACGGGGAAGAACCGGAUGGGAUG
Cladophialophora immunda is the source of this 3594-nucleotide messenger RNA. RefSeq lists its product as uncharacterized. Lineage: Eukaryota; Fungi; Ascomycota; Eurotiomycetes; Chaetothyriales; Herpotrichiellaceae. The record is from RefSeq and is a predicted model, not a curated record. The coding region runs from base 252 to 1469 and encodes 405 amino acids. The transcript has 2 exons.